Messenger RNA from Coregonus clupeaformis (lake whitefish), 1977 nucleotides. RefSeq names its product 5-beta-cholestane-3-alpha,7-alpha-diol 12-alpha-hydroxylase. The transcript has a single exon. Lineage: Eukaryota; Metazoa; Chordata; Actinopteri; Salmoniformes; Salmonidae. Gene Ontology annotation, molecular function: heme binding; iron ion binding; sterol 12-alpha-hydroxylase activity. Bases 53 to 1582 code for a protein of 509 amino acids. The record is from RefSeq and is a predicted model, not a curated record.
GAAUUCUAGCCGGGGCCCAGAUUUUCUGUGUGAGAACAAAGAGGUAAGGACCAUGGCCUUUCUGCUGCUGAUCGUUCUUUCUCUGAUAGCCUCUGUCCUGGGUGGCUUCUACCUCCUGGGGGCUGUCAGGCAGCGUCGACCCGGGGAGCCUCCCCUGGACCGGGGCCCCAUCCCCUGGCUGGGCCAUGUCCUAGAGUUCCGCAGGGACACAGCAAAGUUCCUGGAGAGAAUGAGGGGGAAGUAUGGGGAUAUUUUCACCGUGCAGCUGGGAGGAUUCUACUUCACAUUCCUCAUGGACCCUCGGUCCUUCGGGACAGUUGUGAAGGAGGCCCGCACCAAUCUGGACUUCAGCAAGUUUGCACAGCAGCUGGUGCAGAAAGUGUUCGGUUAUCACUCUGACCACAGGUUUCCUCAGAUGUCCAGCAACAAGCACCUGAUGGGGGACGGUUUAGUGGUCAUGACACAGGCCAUGAUGAGCAACCUACAGAAUCUGAUGCUGCACAGUGUAGGGACAGGGGAUAAUAACCAUAAGACCUGGAAUGAGGAUGGUCUGUUCAACUACAGCUACAACAUUGUGUUCAGGGCAGGUUACCUGGCUCUGUUCGGUAAUGAGACACCCAAAUCCACAGGGAGCGUGGAGAAAGCCAGAGAGGUCGACAGAGUGGAGUCCGAAGAGCUCUUCCGUGAGUUCCGUAAGUACGACCAGCUCUUCCCCAAUCUGGCCUAUGGGGUCCUGCCUCCAGGGGAGAAGAGAGAGGCUGAGAGGCUAAAGAGGCUGUUCUGGAACAUGCUGUCGGUGCAGAAGGUGAGGACCAAGGAGAACAUCAGCAUCUGGGUGAGUGAGCAGCAGCAGGAGAGGGAGGAGCACGGCAUGGAGGACUUCAUGCAGGACAGGUACAUGUUUCUUCUCCUUUGGGCCUCACAGGGCAACACAGGUCCUGCUGCCUUCUGGCUGCUCUUCUACCUCAUGAAGCACCCAGACGCCAUGAGGGCUGUGCGGGGGGAGGUGGAGGAGGUGCUGAAGGAGACGGGCCAGGAGGUGAAGCACGAAGGCCCCCUCAUCAACCUGACCCGGGACAUGCUGCAAAAGACGCCCAUCCUGGACAGCGCUGUGGAGGAGACCCUCCGCCUCACCUCCGCCCCCGUCCUCACCAGGGCCGUGCUCCAGGACAUGUCCCUAAAGAUGGCCAACGGAAACGAGUACCGCAUUAGAGAAGGAGACAGAGUGGCCCUGUUUCCUUACACUGCCGUCCAGAUAGACCCGGAAGUCCACCCUGACCCACUCACCUAUAAGUAUGACCGCUUCCUGACUGCAGAGGGGGACAAAAAGACGGACUUUUACAAAGGUGGGAAAAAACUGAAGUACUACAACAUGCCGUGGGGUGCUGGGAACACCAUGUGCCCAGGACGCUUUUUCGCCACCAAUGAGCUGAAGCAGUUUGUCUUUCUCAUGCUCACAUACUUUGACUUUGAGCUCAAGAACCCAGAUGAAAAGAUCCCUGAUAUUGACGUCAAGCGCUGGGGCUUUGGGUCCAUGCAUCCAACCAGAGACAUCCAGUUUAGAUACAGACUCAGGUUUUAAAAAUGGUUGAAUGACACAAACCAGCCUUUGACAACGUUUUGACAACUGUUCAUCUGAUGAUUGUUAUAAACUAUGUGCCUGAACUUUAAUUUAUCUAGAGUACAUGUGGUACAGCAAAAAGUGGUACAGUAUUACAAUAACUGGAUAUAAUUACUGUGUUAAUUUAGAUGAAAAAUCCUCUACCUUUUCUCUCUUUGAAAAUGACUGGAAGGAUUAUUUUUGUUUAUGCUUAGAGUCAACUGGAAAGUAGAUUUAAAGCUGACAUGGACAGAAGAAAAAAAAAUAUUGUAAAGCCGGUGAGUAAUAGGAAAGGGUUUACAGAUAGUAUUAGAAAUGCACAUAUGUUAUCUUUAAGUGAACUACAAAAUAUAUAAAAUACUUAGGAUGCUUAAUAA